Molecule: messenger RNA, 1446 nt
Organism: Aspergillus lentulus
Lineage: Eukaryota; Fungi; Ascomycota; Eurotiomycetes; Eurotiales; Aspergillaceae
Source: RefSeq, a predicted model, not a curated record
AUGCGAUACCAUGCAGAACCCAAGGCGGAUGAUGCUAGAAGUGGUACUCAGGCCAUCCAAACCUAUAAGGAUGCUAUUGCGGCCACCAUCGACCAGCGGAAGAAGCUGUGGGACGAGUGCCUCCAGUUGGAUUCGCAGGUUGCCGCCGCCCAGAAGAAAAUGCUGGUGGCAGAGACGUCAUUCAAGCAAGCAGUGGAAGCUAAAGAAAACUGUAUGAAGUUCGACGGAAUUGUAAGUCUAAUUGCCUCGCUGGCGUCGUUUCCUGCAGAGGUCAGCGAUGUGGCGAAGAAGGUUGGCGAAUCGCCGUUCUCGGGGGCCAGUAUCAAAUUCGCGACCACGUUGCCUUCGAGUGUCUCAGGGGUCUGCAAGACUAUAAACAUUCUCAAAAGUGAUUUCUCCGAUGCGGCAGCACAAUGGGACAAGACCCAGGCAGCUCUAGACGCCGAUGGGCCGGAUUCUGCCAAGCUGGCUGCAGAUGCUGCCGCCGUUGACGAUGACCUCGCGCCGUAUAUGAGUAUGCCCGCGGCCCAGGCCUACAGAGCAGCUAUACGAACCUAUGUGAAUCUCUGCAACGCGCGAAACACAAAGGUCAUUCAGUGCUCCAAGCUGGACGAGGACGUGUUGCAGUUGAAUGCGCAGAUCACCCAGACGCAGGCCCAGAUGGGCGAGCUACAAAGCGUGGAAAGUGGCAAGCUCGAUCCGACCCUCGCGCCCUACCGGACCUUCCUCCUGGGGUUGUACAACAAUUACAAAGAUAGCGUCAUGGACAAGUUAUUCUACGAAACUAUGGCCUAUCGAUACCGCACACUGCAGGACUUUAAGAAAGUCCUUCAAAGCGGGAAUACUCUGGCCGAACUGAACGUAAUGCAAGGCCGGAUCCUCCAGGCAGUAAUCAACUACGAGAAUGCAGUGAAUACCAUCGAGCAGCCCUUUGACCGUCUAGACACUCAUCCCAUGAGCAGCGCAACCGAGGACUCGAUUGUGGCCUUUCGACACGGCGGAGAUCUCGUCUUUUGCAUUCCUGCCAACGAGACUGCCUUCCAAGGGCUGGCACACAUUCAGCUAACAAAAUUCGCUGUCUCCUUGCCAGGGGUGCGGUUCACGUCGGACAACAAAAAGGUUUACUUGAGCUUGAAAUGCCAUGGUGACUCCACAGUGGUGGAUCCUAAUUCUGGCACUGUCUCACGAUUCACACACAACGCCGUCGUAGCGACGUAUGAAUAUGCAAUCAUUGAGAAGAACGGCAAGGCAGAGGAACGGUACCUUGCGGGUGGCGCGUUAGUUGACUCCGGUGACGGACAGGAUCAGAAGUCGAUAUCCCUGAGUCCAUUCUGCACCUGGAGUUUGAACCUUCCCGCAAAGUUAAAUGCUGGGGUGGAUGUCUCCCAGGUGAAGGAUGUGAUUCUCUCCUUUGGUGGUAAAGGGAUGCCUAUGUUAUCAAAGUAA